UAUUUCACAGAAAUGGGUCGCAAGGGCAAGAAGGAGCCGAAACAACUGGGAGUCGGCGACUUUGUGUUCGCCAAGGUGCGUGGAUUUCGCGCCUGGCCAGCGCGCGUUCUACGGGAAGACGGCAACAUGUUUCAGGUCUAUUUCUACGGCACUUGCAACAUCGCCAAAGUCGGCGUCACCCAGCUUUUUGAGUACGAAAAGUGCAAGUCACGUUUGGGCGAGGUCAAGCAGAAGCAUUACGGCCUAUUUAAAGAGGCGAUGCUGCACGUGGAGCAUUCGCUGACCAAUCCCGGCGAGGAUCAUGGCUAUUUUCAGGCAAAGGCCGACUUGGUCAGCGAUGAGGCGGAGCUCGACGACGACGACGACGAAGAAGCGUUAGCUUCGACAUCUCCACAAUUGAGAAUGAAAAAAAGAUUGGGCAGAACAAGUGUACCAUUUGCACACAUAACCGGCGACUCGGAUUAGGGCUCAGCCACGUGAAAGUUGAUCAUUUAUGAAGAUUAAGUUGAACAAAGUU
Drosophila novamexicana is the source of this 517-nucleotide messenger RNA. Its product is annotated as hepatoma-derived growth factor. Lineage: Eukaryota; Metazoa; Arthropoda; Insecta; Diptera; Drosophilidae. Gene Ontology annotation, cellular component: nucleus. Gene Ontology annotation, biological process: regulation of transcription by RNA polymerase II. The transcript has a single exon. Bases 13 to 465 code for a protein of 150 amino acids. The record is from RefSeq and is a predicted model, not a curated record. Gene Ontology annotation, molecular function: transcription coregulator activity; double-stranded DNA binding.